Messenger RNA from Triplophysa rosa, 3298 nucleotides. It is a transcript of the gene slc30a9, whose product is annotated as solute carrier family 30 member 9. The record is from RefSeq and is a predicted model, not a curated record. Gene Ontology annotation, biological process: transmembrane transport; zinc ion transport; positive regulation of transcription by RNA polymerase II. Gene Ontology annotation, cellular component: nucleus; membrane. Bases 299 to 2005 code for a protein of 568 amino acids. NCBI's taxonomy places the organism in Eukaryota, Metazoa, Chordata, Actinopteri, Cypriniformes, Nemacheilidae. Gene Ontology annotation, molecular function: monoatomic cation transmembrane transporter activity. The transcript is spliced from 20 exons.
CCGUGGUGGACAAAAACGCUCUCGCGUUCGCUUUUUCAAAACCUCGCGAGAAUUCAGCCUGUCGUACUUUCAGUGUUUUCUCUUCGUUAUGGGCAGCGUUGAGUUAACAGACAAAUACACAAUGGACUGAACUUUAUAAAGAGCGACAGUCAUCACUUAAGCUGAUAGAAAUGUAGACAGUCUCACGUUUAGACAUCUGCUGCUUGGCUCAGCGACGAAGUGACGGGAUAUCUAGCCAGAUAUUGAUCUCACCGAGUGCAGGAUUCAGUGCGUGUCUCCUGGACUUGCCAUCAUAAGGAUGUUCCCCUGCCUGGCCUAUAGACCAUGGCAAGUCCUCUGUCGGGUCUACCUGCAACAACGAGCCCCCCUGUCUCAAAUACCCCCCAAAGUAGCAAAGCCGUGUUUUGGUUGGCAAAGUUGCGCAGGGGUCCACAAAUUCUGGUUUAGCUUUCCAGACUCAAGAGUGACGUCUGUGACAUGGACACAGGUGCAGUACUGUUCCACAUCAAACAGUGGUAAAGACGGUUCUCCACCGAGCGUUAGUGGGACAAAACCUUCCGAGAAAGCACAAGCUGCCCAGCCCGCUGCAAAAACAACUGGAUUGACAAAAGCUGAGACCAUUCAGGUGAAAGUUCGGGCCGUCCUGAAAAAGAGGGAAUAUGGCACAAAGUACACCCAAAAUAAUUUCAUCACUGCUGUGAGAGCUAUGAACGAGUUCUGCCUCAAACUCAGUGAUCUUGAGCAGCUUAGAAAGAUCCGUCGGCGUAGUCCCCAUGAUGACACAGAAGCUUUUACCGUCUUUCUGCGAUCAGACGUGGAGGCAAAAGCGCUGGAUGUAUGGGGCAGUCAAGAGGCGCUCGCUCGAGAGAGGAAUCUUAGGAAAGAAGUGGAACGGGAGUAUGAGGAAAACAUAUUUAGAAACCAGCAGCUGCUGAAGGAAUACAAAGAUUUCUGGGGAAACACAAAGCCUCGAUCGGGGAAUAGGGCGACAUUUCUACAAGGGCCAGGAAAAGUGGUGAUGGUAGCUAUAUGCAUAAAUGGACUGAAUUUCUUCUUCAAGCUUUUGGCGUGGGUAUACACAGGAUCUGCCUGUAUGUUUUCCGAAGCCAUUCAUUCGCUAGCUGAUACCUGUAAUCAGGCUCUUCUUGCACUAGGCAUCAGUCAGUCUGUCCGAAACCCAGAUGCCAGCCACCCGUACGGCUUCUCUAACAUGCGUUACAUCGCCUCCCUUAUCAGUGGAGUGGGCAUCUUCAUGAUGGGUGCUGGAUUGUCCUGGUAUCAUGGCAUCAUGGGACUACUGCACCCUCAGCCAAUAGAAUCACUUCUGUGGGCAUACUGUAUCUUAGCAGGAUCUCUGGUCUCCGAAGGAGCUACUCUGGUAGUGGCCAUUAAUGAGAUCAAGAAGAGUGCAAAGAAACAAGACCUGUCCUUUUACGAAUACGUGAUGCAAAGUCGAGACCCCAGCACUAAUGUGGUCCUGUUGGAGGAUGCUGCAGCAGUGCUGGGGGUGGUGCUGGCUGCUGGAUGUAUGGGGCUCACCUCUCUUACAGGUAACCCAUUCUAUGACAGUCUUGGUUCUCUGGGUGUGGGAACCCUGUUAGGGGCGGUGUCUGCGUUCCUUAUCUACACUAACACAGAGGCUCUGCUGGGCCGCUCAAUUCAGGCUGAACACAUGCAGAAGCUCACAGAGUUUCUGGAAAGUGACCCUGCAGUCAGGGCAAUUCAUGAUGUCAAAGCCACAGAUAUGGGGCUGAGCAAAGUGCGCUUUAAAGCGGAGGUGGACUUUGAUGGGCGGGUGGUGACGCGCUCAUACCUGGAGAAACAAGACAUUGAACAGAUGCUUAACGAAAUUCAGCAGGUGAAGACACCAGAAGAGCUGGAGAACUUUAUGCUGAAACACGGAGAGAACAUUAUCGACACAUUAGGAGCAGAGGUGGACCGCCUGGAGAAAGAACUGAAGCAACGUAAUCCUGAGGUGCGGCAUGUGGAUCUGGAGAUUUUAUAGUGUUAUAAAACAUGGCACAACGAUGAGGAGCAAGAGGAAGAAGAAGAAAUCAAACCUCAAUUGACCUCAAACUUCGAUUAUUCUCUUCAACCAGCCAAUCAGCUGAAGUCUUAUAUUACCCAAGCACUAACCUGUACAUGGUUUCAUUAGUUAGGUAAGAUAGAAGAACCACAGAAAAAGACUCCAAUUGCAUAGAGACAUGGGCGAUAAUGACUUAUGCUUCUGUGAUGUUUGUAUCAUCAGAGCAUUGAAAUCAUGUCCAUGAAUUCAAAAGGACCAGAAUCUUUUUAGCGUUUUACUUUUGGCCUACCGAGAAGCAUAAACUUGUAAUUCACUAUCCGUUUUUUUUGUCUGCUAAGCCAAUAGUGCACUUGAAAGGUAAUCAUUUGAGGCAAUGGCUUUACAUCUCAAAUAUAUUUAGAAAUUAAACAACAUUUCCCCAUAUUACUUUAUUGGCUACACAGAGACAAUGGUGAGUUUAAGUGAUGCCACUACUAAUAAAUGAAGUGAACAGAUUUCUCAGUAAGUUGCGAUAAGUAGCUGUGAGCAGCAUUCUGUAUUGCAAUUGGUAUGUUUAUAAGUUUUAACAGGUAUGUGUGUUAAAUACUCCUCAACACAAAAAAGUACAAACUGUUUUUAACAAGAUUUUUCUGAUUUAACAGAUCUAGUCAAAUUGAUCUUUUUGGCCCAUCUCAGAUGUAUCAAACCACAAUUCCUUUUUAAAUCUUGAUGUCCUAUCUGCUGACAGUACUGCUUUGAAGAGAAAUGAACACAGAUCUGUGUUCCUGAUGCCCCCUAAACACAUCUUGGAGUGCUAUUGUUAAUGUGGCAACCUAGUUUGUGAACACUACUCCAGGUUUCGUUCUAUUGUAAAUAAUUUCUGAUUGUUAAAAUGCCUGUGAAAUUUGGUGAUCAAAAAAAAUGUAGUUAAAUUAUUCAUAUCCAUGUUCAGGGUCAUUUGUUCAAACAGUACGUUUAGACGGUAGUCGUUAUAGAUACUGUAUGUUCUCAUUUGUGCUUGAAAACAUUGUCAUUUUUGCUCAGUCGCUCAGUUCCUUUUAGGAAACGACUGAUAUUUCAUACAUAUAAUGAAGGUGGAUGAACAUAUGCAAGGUUAGUUGAAGGUUGACAUUCAGGUUUGUUUUGGGGAAGGCUUUGAGAGUAAAUAUAUAUUUAUAUUGAAUAUGAUUUGAUGGUUUCAGAUUGCUAUUUGGUUCAAUAUUUUACUAAGAUAUAAUACUAAAGCAAAUUGAGUAUUAAAUUGCAAUUUAUUUAUUAAACCUCUGAAUAUGU